Messenger RNA from Oldenlandia corymbosa var. corymbosa, 396 nucleotides. NCBI's taxonomy places the organism in Eukaryota, Viridiplantae, Streptophyta, Magnoliopsida, Gentianales, Rubiaceae. The record is from the annotation of a GenBank genome assembly.
AUGAACAACCUUGGCAAAGAAGAUUUUCAUGAACACAUGAGAAGGCUUGGCAGACUCGUCCAUCCUAACUUGUUGCGUCUUGUGGCUUAUUACUACUGGGAAGAGGAAAAGCUCUUAGUAUUUGAUUACAUUCAAAAUGGAAGCUUGGUCAGUCAUCUUCAUGGUAAGCAUUUAUUGGACCAACCAUCCCUUGAUUGGCCAUUUCGGUUGAAAAUUGUCAAAGGAGUCGCAAAGGGUUUGGCUUAUCUACAUGCCGAGCUUCCAAGUGUAAGUUUACCUCAUGGCCAUUUAAAAUCUUCUAAUGUGGUUUUAGACAAAAAUUGCCAACCCCGGCCCCUUAAUGGACUAUGCCGGUCCCUGUUGUCAACCCUCACCAAGUCCAACAGUUACUUGUAG